CCACCCCGUCGCCUCUCCAUUCUCCGCCCCGGCGGCCUGCUCGCUCGCCUCCCGCCACCGUGCGAUUGAUGUCUCUUCGGCAUUCAGCGCGCCCCACACCAUGCCGCCGCGGGCGACGACGACUUUCUUCUGAGCCCAUAUCUCCGGUCUAGCGAGACAACUGCCGCAUGCGCGAAAAUGCUCGCGGCGAGCACGCCACAGCAGUAUUCGAGCGACUUCGGGGGCGGCAAUGGAGGCCUUGAUGCUCUCGCCGAAGGCUCGCAGUACGCCCAGCAGCAGAUGCAGAUGCAGAUGCAGCAGCAGCAGCAGCAGCAGCCGCAGGGUCAGGCGCUGAACGGUGCGCGACCCGAGAUGAAACACCGGCAGAGCUUCAGCAACGGCAGCGCAGGCGCCGACGACACAACACUGGAAGAUACAAAUGGGAGCACGAAAAAUGGCAAGACAAGCACGAACGGUCAGCCGGUGCGGCGGAGAAUCAGUCGGGCGUGUGACCAAUGCAACCAGCUGCGGACCAAGUGCGAUGGGCAACAUCCAUGCGCGCACUGUGUGGAGUUUGGCCUGACGUGCGAAUAUGCUCGCGAACGCAAGAAGAGAGGCAAAGCAUCGCGGAAGGACAUUGCUGCCCAACAAGCUGCUGCUGCGGCGGGGGAGAACAAAGAUGACAACAGUCCGAAGUCUGGAAGUGAUCGACCUGGAGAAGAUGCGGCCAUCGCACCCAAACCACAGGCCGAAAAUGCAUUGAAACGCAAACGCCCGAGUAUGGACUUUCAACAGCCCCAUCUGCCACCUCCGAGAUCAAACAGCAUGACGAGCCAGCCGAACAAUAUGCAUCCGUUGAUGAAUAGACCCGGUAUGGAACCUUCGGGUGGGAGUGUCACUGGCAAUGCGAUCCCGCAGACGAAUGGCAUACACCAACGGCCGAUGCAAAAUGAACAUCAGCCCCUUCCGACUCCACGAGCACCAGUUGCGCCCAUGCAAGAGCGGAGUAUGUCAGUAGGCAUUGGUGAGUAUGGUAGCAUAGAUGACUACCAUCGCAGCAUAUUACAUCCUGGCGCUGGAGCUACUGUGACUGGACAUAACAUAUUACAUUCUGGUCCCGGCGGCAUGCCUCACUCAAUGAUCCAGGGAGGCACCAUCACAGGCUACGGCGAUCCUCCAUAUGGCGUGCCGUCUCCGACCAGUCAACAAGGUAUUACUGGGCAUCCCUACCACAUAGGAGGCUCACCGAUGUCCGCCAGUUUCUUACGACAAUCGCCAAUUGCUGGUUCUCCGGGCUGGUUAUCGCUACCAUCGCCGACCGCUGGACUGUACCCUCAAAUGCAUGCACAACCAUCAAAUCAAACUUUGAGAUAUCCCGUGCUACGACCCCUUCUUCCACACAUAUCUGCCAUAAUACCGAUCGGACUUGCUUGUGACCUGCUGGACCUGUACUUCGCGAGCACAUCUCAGACAUUUAUGCAACCGCAGUCGCCUUAUGUGAUAGGCUACGUCUUUCGCAAACGAUCCUUCCUACGGCAGACCAAUCCGCGAUCAUGUAGUCCGGCUCUGCUCGCAAGUAUGCUCUGGGUCGCUGCUCAGACGAGCGAAUCAGCUUUCCUGACUUCUGCUCCUUCAGCGCGUGGAAAGAUCUGUCAGAAGCUGCUCGAGCUGACAGUCAGCUUACUGAAGCCCCUCGUUCACACCCCUCUGGACGGAACUCAGCUAUACGGAGGCAACACGGUCAUCAAUGGCGUUGCUUUGGGAGGCUUUGGCGUCACAGUCACUGGGCAGGCGGAAGCGGGCACGCCUGGAGCAAGCGCCGCACUGGAUGAUGUCGCCACGUACAUCCACCUCGCGACUGUUGUGUCUGCGAGUGAGUACAAAGCAGCAAGUCUGAGGUGGUGGAAUGCGGCAUGGUCUCUGGCAAGGGAGCUGAAGCUUGGUCGUGAACUUCCCCCGAAUCCUGAGAAUUCAGAUGGGCCUGAAGCCGAAGCCGAGGCAACUGGUGAAGCUGGAGUCGGACAUGCGAAUGGCAUUGCCUCUACAGAUCAGCCUGGAUAUGUCUCUGAAGAGGAGCGAGAAGAGCGGCGACGUAUAUGGUGGCUGCUUUACAGCGUCGACAGGCACCUAUCAUUGUGCUACAACAAGCCACUUUUCUUGCUCGAUGUCGAGUGCGAAGGACUACUGCAACCUGACAACGAGACUGUCUGGCAAACAGGGGAGUACUAUCCUGGAGAGGGCCACGCUGAAGCGCUGCAUUAUCGACGGCGCGGACCAGGAUUUGAAUGCACUGGGCACAGUUUGUUUGGCUACUUCUUGCCUCUGAUGACCAUCCUCGGCGAAAUCGUCGAUCUAAAUCAGGCCCGCAACCAUCCCCGGUUUGGUAUGGUCUUCAGAGGCAGCUCAAUCUGGGAUGAACAGGUUGCCGAGAUAUCGCGUCAGCUCGAAGCAUAUGGGAGAAGCCUGCAGGAAUUUGAAGCUCGCCAUCUGACACCGCCUGACCCUCCGAAGGAUGCGACCAACGGGAAUGAGGGAGCGCCAGAUGCCACGAGUCCGCACUCAGUAGGCACAUCGCAUUCGAACCAGCAGCGAAUGACUGAGACCACUCUUCAGACAAAGAUUGUUGUAGCGUACGGGACGCAUCUCAUGCAUACUAUGCACAUCCUGCUAAAUGGCAAGUGGGAUCCAAUAUCGUUGCUGGAUGACAAUGAUUUGUGGAUUUCUUCACAAUCCUUUAUCUCUGCCACCGGUCAUGCUGUGUCAGCAGCUGAAGCGAUCAACGAGAUCCUGGAUUACGAUCCCGACAUUUCAUUCAUGCCAUUCUUCUUCGGCAUUUAUCUAUUGCAGGGCAGUUUCUUGCUCCUGUUGAUCGCAGAUAAGCUGGGCGCAGAAGCUAGCCCGAGCGUUGUGAAGGCUUGUGAGACGAUCGUCAGAGCGCACGAAGCUUGCGUUGUGACGCUGAACACCGAGUAUCAGCGCAACUUCCGAAAAGUGAUGCGAUCAGCAUUGAUGCAAGUCCGAGGGCGAUCAGUAGAAGAUUUCGGCGAACAACAACAACGGAGACGAGAAGUCUUGUCCUUGUACAGGUGGACAGGCGAUGGCCAAGGCCUCGCAUUAUGAUGGAAGGAAGUAAUGACUUGACGGAUUUUUCGAUGCACAAAGUUUUCAUGUAUAUGACACGCACACAUGAGGAGAUGGGGAUACCCUGGAGGAGGCGGGCCUACAAAAAUUUCUAGCUUGGUGCACAUAUCUGGCAAAGCAACUGACGGC
This is a messenger RNA of Cercospora beticola, 3249 nucleotides long. RefSeq names its product Zn(II)2Cys6 transcription factor. Gene Ontology annotation, molecular function: DNA-binding transcription factor activity, RNA polymerase II-specific; DNA binding; zinc ion binding. Gene Ontology annotation, biological process: DNA-templated transcription; regulation of DNA-templated transcription. The record is from RefSeq and is a predicted model, not a curated record. NCBI's taxonomy places the organism in Eukaryota, Fungi, Ascomycota, Dothideomycetes, Mycosphaerellales, Mycosphaerellaceae.